GUCAAAGCCCGUCCACAACUAGACUUACCCUCCUGCUUAUUGUUUCUACAACAAAAUCGUUUCAGUUCAUGGCAGUCGACACAGAUCUAGAAGAUGUCACCCAGACUACAGUCUACAUCCCCUUCAAUGAUUCUGAUGAUGUGGACAGCGAUACAGCACCGCCGUCCCUGUUUCCCGAGCGAGAUUUUCCCCAAGGAUGUCAGCUUCGCUUUCAAGCAUGCAGAACGGCCUGGGACAAAUGUUUGAAGAGGAUGCAAGAACUCAUCCACUCACUGCACGCGCCGGUCGUGGAGAGUAUCGUCGAUCAAGUCAAAAAGUCCUAUACGGACGAGCUUCCGGGAUUACCGUACCCCGAGCUGCCAGUCAUAUCUGUCACAUCAUCCAGCACAUCAUCUUCUCUCUUCGACGAGAUUUCAUACCGACUACAGGAAAGUACCGACGAGCUUUUCGAGGACUCAAAUGAUCACUUCGUGACACACGUUUUUCCAAGCGAUUGCCCAAAUAUUACAGGAGCGAUGAAGACAGUUGUCUCAGGUUUUGUAUCCCGAUCUCCGACAGGAGGACAAGACGUAAAACGCAAGCCAACCACCUCCCUAGCAGCAUAUGAUAUUGCUCUCCUUGAGGCAUGGUAUCGGGCCAUAUGUGAUGCGCGAGAUGAUCGUCAUGAAAGAACACGUCUGGUAGUUAUAAUGCAUGACUUCGAACAACUAGAGCCUCAGGUGGUUCAAGACAUAUUUGAAGUCUGCAGCUCAUACAUUCCGCGUUUACCACUCGUAUUUAUCCUCGCGCUGUCUUCGCCCCCUUCCCCAUCAUACAUUCAUGCAACAUACCCCCGCUCUAUGUUGUCGUUGCUGCGAGUGAGAAACUGCCCUUUCCCGCCAGUUGAGCAGUCUCUGCACGACAUUUUAUUGGAAACAUUUUUUGAUCCUAUGUUUGAGCCAGAGGUGAUGAUGGGUCCGACAACUAUUGACUUUGCAGUCGAAUUUUUUACUCGUCACAGCUCAUCGUUUGACGGUCUAUUAUCCAUACUUCAACUCGCUCACAUAAAACACUUUGAAGAACCUCUCAGUGUCCUCGCCCUUGCUGAAUCGCUAGGACGAUCCAAAGAUGCUGCCAAAGCGCUCCUCACACCCGAUGCCUUCCCCUUCCUCGACGCCCUAUUCGCUCGGGUGCACGAUUCGACGCUCAUUACACCUGUAGAGCAUGCUACUCGCUGGCGAAGCGCCACUGUCGAGUCACUCCUAUCUUUAGCGGAGACUGCACGCGAUACUUUCCGAAUGCGCGUGAAGCUGCUCCGUGUGGCGGUUCGACUUGUGCUCCGUGUCCGUCAAUUUAUGUUGGCGCAUGGGUACAAAACCGCUCAAGGUGACCAAACGGUGCCUGAUUUAAUAUGUUUGGCGUUGCGUGGACGUCUGGGCAGCGUAUACGGCUAUUUGUGUUCUAUGGUCAGGAAACUACCUGCAGCACAACUCGAGGACUUUGUGCGGGCUGUACGCGAUUUUUUCGAGGAUGUUCCCGAGGACGUAAGAGCAGAGGAAGACGAAGUGAUCUCACGCGUAGAUACGGCAUAUAAGAUGCUCGAUCGAGAUGCAAGCGCCCAGGAUAUAUCAGUUCCGCUCGGGAAUUGGUUAUCAGAGUAUUUCAAGUUACGCAUAGUCGCCCUAGAAGACAGUCCAUUGUGGGAUAUCUGGUACACCGGCUCAACGCCGUUUCCGUCUGAGCUGAUCAAUCCAUCACCUCGCGCUUCCAUCCUCGCAGGAUUGAUCCAUCCCCAGGACUAUGUGUCCCCCGGACGACAGAUUGAGGAUGACGAGGAUGACGACCUGCCCGACAUAAGCAUCUUAUUCAAGGGCUACCUAGAAAGUGCGAAGAUGAUCAACGUCUAUGACUGGUUCGAGUCGUUUGCAGUCGUCUUAGAAGCCCGGAAACGGCGCUUGGGAAACAAUCGUAUUCCUGACGGUGCGCGUGGAAACUCUGGGACGCCGUCAAGGAAGAGAGGAAAACAAAAGCAGGUGGAGAAUGAGGCUGCUGAUGAGGAUGUGGGAGCAGAUGAGGAGGAAUGGCACAUGGAAGUGCAAGCGCGAUUCAUCCGUGCCCUUCAGGAGCUAGAUUAUCUCGGAUUCAUCAAACACACUGGGAGAAAAGCAGACCAUGUCAUGCGGACCGUUUUCGAUUCUCCGGAAUGACCAAGUGGGUACUAAUGUGUAGGUUCCGAUAUUUGUACAUAUAGCAUAUUGUUGUUGAUGUGAGAAUCGAUACAACGAGUUAACAAUUUAUUGCGAGAUGUCAGA
Molecule: messenger RNA, 2291 nt
Organism: Suillus paluster
Lineage: Eukaryota; Fungi; Basidiomycota; Agaricomycetes; Boletales; Suillaceae
Product: origin recognition complex subunit 3 N-terminus-domain-containing protein
Exons: 13
Coding region: 69-2186 (705 amino acids)
Biological process (GO): DNA replication initiation; DNA replication
Cellular component (GO): nuclear pre-replicative complex; nuclear origin of replication recognition complex; DNA replication preinitiation complex
Molecular function (GO): DNA replication origin binding
Source: RefSeq, a predicted model, not a curated record